CAGUGGGACGCGUCCUCCGUAAAUGGAUUGUCACUUCUCCUCCUUCUGGUUGGACAUGGUGUAGAAUCACCCGGGUCCUGUGGUCCUAUAUGCACCCAGGGUCACCAUGUCCCAUUCAUUCUCCGGUCCUUUCUACCCCCCCCGUCCCUCCCCUCCCUUCAGUCCCCUCUGCCUAGUCCACCAUACCUCUAUUUGUCCCCUAGUCCCCCUCUUAGUGUGAGUUAGCAUGCGCAUAUCAGGGAGAACGUUUGUCCUCCGUCUUUUUGGGGACUUGCUUAGCUUGGUCAGCCUGGUGUCUCCCAACUCCAUUUCCUUGACCAGCGAACGGCCAUCAUUUCACUCUUCUUCGUGGCUGAGUAAUAUUCCACGGUGUACACGUACCACAUUUUCUUUAUCCAUCACCUGCUGAAGGGCACUGAGGUGGCUCCCUGGGGACGGGCUCCGGGGCCUCCUGUCCCUGGGCCCCUGUGGUGCGCUCCCUGACCCUUUCUGCGUCCCUCCCCUUGCAGGUCCGCGAGGAUGAGCACGUGUCCACGGCGGCGGUGAUGGGGCUGGUGGACAUGAACGUGAGCGGCCCGGACAACGCGACGCUGCAGAUGCUGCGGAACCCGGCCAUCGCCGUGGCGCUGCCCGUGGUCUACUCGCUGGUGGUGCUGGUCAGCAUCCCCGGGAACCUCUUCUCGCUGUGGGUGCUGUGCCGCCACAUCGGGCCCAAGUCGCCGUCGGUCAUCUUCAUGAUGAACCUGAGCGUCACGGACCUGAUGCUGGCCAGCGUGCUGCCCUUCCAGAUCUACUACCACUGCAACGGCCACCACUGGGUGUUCGGCGAGGUCCUCUGCAACGUGGUCACCGUGGCCUUCUACGCCAACAUGUACUGCAGCAUCCUGACCAUGACGUGCAUCAGCGUCGAGCGCUUCCUGGGCGUCGUCCACCCGCUCAGCUCCGCGCGCUGGCGCCGCCGCCGCUACGCGCUGGCCGCCUGCGCGGGCACCUGGGCGCUGCUGCUGGCCGCGCUCUUCCCGCUCGCGCGCACGGAUCUCACCUACGAGGUGGACGCGCUGGGCAUCGUCACGUGCUUCGACGUGCUCAAGUGGACCAUGCUGCCCAGCGUGGCCAUGUGGGCCCUGUUCCUCUUCACCAUCUUCGUGCUCCUCUUCCUCAUCCCCUUCGUGGUCACCGUGGCCUGCUACACGGCCACCAUCACCAAGCUGCUGCGCACGGCCGACGGACGCCCGGACCAGGGCCAGCGGCGGCGCGCCGUGUGCCUGGCCGCCGUGGUGCUGCUGGCCUUCGUCACCUGCUUCGCGCCCAACAACUUCGUGCUGCUGGUCCACAUGGUCAGCCGGCUCUUCUUCGGCCGCAGCUACUACCACGUCUACAAGCUGACCCUCUGCCUCAGCUGCCUCAACAACUGCCUGGACCCCUUCGUCUACUACUUCGCCUCCCGCGAGUUCCAGCUGCGCCUGCGCCACUACCUGGGCUACGGCCGCCUGCCCAGCGACAGCCUGGACACGACGCGCCGCGACAGCCUCUUCUCCGCCAGGACGCUCUCGGCGCGCUCCAUGUCCGCCGCCGGCCCCGCGGACGCGCUGCAGGGCACCGGCCGGCCCGGCCUCAAGAGGCAGGAGAGCGUCUUCUGAGCCCGGGAGUGACCUUUGCAAAAGGUCCAGCGGGGACACGCCGCACCCCUCCACGGCCACCCUGGAGAUUUGCAGAGACCACCUGCUCCUUAUGGGAAGCCACCAGGGGUCCCCAGGCCGCUGUGCCAUCCAGCCUUGCCUCUUCCUGCCCACGGAACCGAACCCCAGCGGUAGUGGACACUGCGUUGGCCACUGGUCCACCAAGGGGCGACCCAGCCUGUCCCCAGCUGGGGACGAGCAUUCAGCCAGCUCAGCACCCCCUCACCCUGACUCUGCAGGCCCACACCUCCUUGGUGACAUUGGGGACGUGACCUUAAUCUGCAAUCCCGGGGUCCCCUCCCUGCACCGGGUCCCUCCAGCCAGCUGCCCGCUGCCAUCUGGGCAGGUUUCAUGUGUGGUCACGCCUGGCCAUGGUGGUGCCGGCAAAGGGACCAGGUGACUCUGAGGAGCCACGGGGAUCCUUGGGGAUGACAGUCCCCACA
This is a messenger RNA of Ictidomys tridecemlineatus (thirteen-lined ground squirrel), 2122 nucleotides long. Lineage: Eukaryota; Metazoa; Chordata; Mammalia; Rodentia; Sciuridae. The record is from RefSeq and is a predicted model, not a curated record.